UGGGAAGAAUGCUCCUUACAUUUGUGGACAGUCAGGAAGAACGCUCCUUACAUUUGUGGUCAGUGGGAAGAAUACUCCUUACAUUUGUGGUCAGUGGGAAGAAUGCUCCUUACAUUUGUGGUCAGUGGGAAGAAUGCUCCUUACAUUUGUGGUCAGUGGGAAGAAUACUCCUUACAUUUGUGGUCAGUGGGAAGAAUGCUCCUACAUUUGUGGUCAGUGGGAAGAAUACUCCUUACAUUUGUGGUCAGUAGGAAGAAUACUCCUUACAUUUGUGGUCAGUGGGAAGAAUGCUCCUUACAUUUGUGGUCAGUGGGAAGAAUGCUCCUUACAUUUGCGGUCAGUGGGAAGAAUGCUCCUUACAUUUGUGGUCAGUUGGGAAGAAUGCUCCUUACAUUUGUGGUCAUGGGAAGAAUGCUC
Messenger RNA from Staurois parvus, 417 nucleotides. NCBI's taxonomy places the organism in Eukaryota, Metazoa, Chordata, Amphibia, Anura, Ranidae. The record is from the annotation of a GenBank genome assembly.